CAGUGGGGGGCGGUAGGGGCGGCCGCCCCCCCCGUCAGCCGUAUCAAAAUGUGUUGUAUCGAAUUUGUUGUACUAUUAAAUUACAUUAUUUUGUGUUAUACCAUUCUAACGUAUUGUUAAUUGUUAUUGUCACAAAUGUUUGUCUUUUAUUUUUAUAACAUAAACAUAUGACAACAAUAUUAUUGCGACCGUAUGAGCGACGACAACCACCAGCCGGCCAGCCCAGCCGAAUCGUAGAGUUUUGUCCUAAAAAUAGUAUGAGAUUACAUGUUUAUUUUGUUUACAGAUAUUAAAUCUUCCUUAUUCUCGACUGCCUGAAAUAUACAUAUUUAUAAUACAGAUAUCAAUUUAUUUCUAGCAGUACCUAUAAUAGUAAUAAUUGUUGUGUUGACUGUUGACAUUAGAUUAGACACUCUUUAGUCUUUAGUUUGACAACCGCAGAUAUACACGCGUACUCGUAUUACGUAUAAUUUCCUUAAUAAUCGAAAUUAUAUUUCUCGUAAUACGCCGUUAAAAGUGACCGCGAUUUAUUCUUUUAAUUUAAUUGGUGACGUUUGUAUUAUAGUUGUAAGUUGUUAUACUGUAAUUAUUUCAUUUUAUUCGUUUAUUGAACAAAAACAUAAUGUCUAAGAGGAAAAAUGUCGAUAUUACACAUUUUUUUAAAAAGAAAAGUGCAACUAGUGCAAGUACUGUGGAAAAUGAUGAUCGAACAACUGAGGAAAAUAAAAAUCGAAUUGCAGUGGAUUCAAGUGAGUCGUCUUUAUCAUCCAAAGAAAAAAUUGAAUUAAAUAUUUGUCAACCACUAAACACUGAAAUUAAUUUAAAUAAAAAACUAGAUAUUGGAGAUUUUUUAAAUUCAAAUUUACACAUUAAUAAUAUUUUUAAAAAACAACUUCUUGAAGAUCAUUGGAGACCCCUAAAUAAAAAUAAUUUUCCCUUUUCUACUCACAAAAAAUGUGGUAGUAUAGAAAAAAGAUACGUAAAAUUAGAGCAUUUGGAAAAAUAUUUUUGGCUAGUGAUAUCAAAAUCUAUGAAUGGUUUAUUCUGUGUUUAUUGUUCAGUUUUUAAUCACUCUAAUACUGGCACAGGAUCAAAAAAUACAAUGCCUCUUAAGUGUCUAGUAACCGAACCUUUAACCAAAUUUGCUAAACUUCUUGGAAAGGAUGGUUACCUAGAAACUCAUAGUAGAAAUAUUUACCAUAAAAACGCCGUUCAGGAUGGAAAAUCAUUUUUACAUAUUUAUAAUAAUCCACAAAAUAAAAUUACCAAUAAACUAAAUACAGCUCAUUAUGAACAAGUUAAAGAAAACAGAUCUCGGUUGAAACCAAUAAUUGACUCGUUAAUAUUUCUUGGUAAACAAAAUAUUGCUAUUCGAGGACAUCGCGAUGAUGGCAGUAUAUUUGACGAUUCUCAAAAGCCUACAGAAAAUAAUGGAAAUUUCAGGGAAUUAUUAAAUUUCAGAAUUUCAUCUGGUGAUGAGAUUUUAAAAAAUCAUUUAUUAAGUUCCGAGUCUAGAGCCACUUACAUUAGUAAAACGACACAGAACGAACUUAUUUGUAUUAUAGGAAAUUUGAUACUAAAAAAUGUGUUGGAAAGAGUAAAACAAUCAAAAUUUUAUAGUGUUAUUUUUGAUGAAACCACCGAUGUAUCAAAUAUUUCCCAGUUAGUCACUGUUAUUCGAUAUGUCCAUAAAAAUGAAGUGUAUGAAGAUUUUAUCGGAUUCUUAGACUGUCAUAAAGACAAUUAUAAAAAUACUGGAGGGGAAGUAGAACCUAAAAUGACUGGUGAAAUUAUAGGAAAUUCAGUUUUGAGCAUUUUAAAAAAACUUGAUUUACCAUUUGAAAAUUGCGUCGGAAUUACAACAGAUGGAUGUAGUGUUAUGCUAUCCGAAAAAUGUGGAGCAGUUAAAACACUUAAAGAAAAAAUGAAAAAUGCAAUCAAAUGCACUUGUUUUAGUCAUGCCUUAAAUUUGUCUAUUAUGAAAGGGUGCAAAAUUAAAUUUGUAAGAAAUGCUUUCGGAAUAAUGAAAGAAAUAAUUAAUUUUUUUAAUUCAUCAGCAAAAAAAAACUAUAUUUUGAAAAAUACUUUAAAAUCAUCAUUACAUUCAUUAUGUGAGACAAGAUGGGUGGAAAAACAUGACUGUAUUUUACAAUUUUUCACUGGCCUAAGUUCCAUAAUCGAGGCAUUAGACAAAAUAUCAGAUUGGGAUGAUAUAAAUACCGCAAAAAUUUUUACUUUAACAUCUCCAGUAAGUAAAUUAUUGCAGUCCAAAAGCCAGGACAAAUUUUCAGCUACUACUAUAAUUAAAAAUGUAAUUUCUAUUUUGAAAAAAAAACGAGAAAAUAGUUCCAACUGUUUUAACAAAAUAUUUAAAACCGCUGAAAAUCAGAUGGCCAACUUGGGGAUUUCAAUCGGAAUUAACAAGCCAAGAUUAUCUGAAGUAAUGAAAAACAGAGAAAAUCCUCAAACUCAAUCUGUUGAAGAAUAUUUUAGAAUAACUCUUUUUAUUCCCUUUCUCGAUAAUUUACUAUAUGAUUUAGAAUCUAGAUUCGAUGAAGAUUUAAUGUCAGUUUUUGAUCUAGACGUAGUGUUGCCCAACAUAGUUAAAACAAAAUCCAUUUUUGAUGACAAAUUUAAAUUAGAAAAUAAAAUAAAAAACGUGAUUAAUCAAUUUGGUGACUUAGUAGCUCAUGAAAUAAAUAUACCUAGAGAUAUUUUUGAAUCUUCAAUAAUUGGUGAAUUUGAACUUUGGCACAAUUAUUGGUUGCAAGAGGAACAAUUACCUUCGUCACCUUUAGAAGCUAUCAAACAAUGUGACCCGGACCUUUUUUCUGGAAUAAAUGUAUUGUUAAAAAUACUUAUCACGUUACCGGCUACAGGUGCAACAGCUGAACGUAAUUUUUCAUCACUACGACGAGUCAAAACAUGGAUGAGGUCGAGAAUAUCAGAGGAACGAUUAAAUGGACUGGCAUUAUUACACGCUCAUCGAGAUGUCAUUAUAAACCACGAUGAAGUUAUAGAUAUAUUUGCUCAAUCUAACAGAAGAUUGGACUUUGUAAUUUGAUUCAUAAUUAAAAUGUUUUAACUUCAAAAUUGUUAUAUUAUAUUUUAUUAUGAAUUUUAAAAGGUAUUUUAAAAGAAAAAGAUAGAUUUAAAAAUGUAAUUUAAAUAAUUAAAUAAAGAAAUAAAGAAAUUU
Molecule: messenger RNA, 3196 nt
Organism: Metopolophium dirhodum (rose-grain aphid)
Lineage: Eukaryota; Metazoa; Arthropoda; Insecta; Hemiptera; Aphididae
Exons: 2
Coding region: 623-3064 (813 amino acids)
Molecular function (GO): protein dimerization activity
Source: RefSeq, a predicted model, not a curated record